CCUCUCCUCGCAGUGCAACGCCAUGGCCUGCAUCGUGUGGGAGGACUUCCUGAAGGAGAGACCUUAUUUCCAGGCUUUCAGUGACCGCAGCGCUACGAAUGUCGUCAAGAUCCUGUCUGCCAUCAUGGGAAUGGUCGGCAUCGGAAUGGCUUUCGUGGUCGGGAAUCUGGGAACUAUUAACCACGUGAUCUACGCCAUUGACGGGGCGAUCGGAGGGCCUCUGUGCGGGCUCUUCUUCAUCGGCAUCUUCGCCCCCUGGGUCAGCACAAAGGGCGCAUUUGUAGGCCUGUUUCUGUCGUUUGUGUUUAACCUGUGGAUCGGCCUCGGGCGGUUCGUGGUGGGCGGGAAGGCUCCCGUGCGCCUCCCGCUGUCGGUGGACGCAUGCGCAGAUGAUCUGCUGGCCACGCCCACCUCCUCCUUCAACGCCACAUUCUCUGCGAUUCUCAAUGACACCGCCAGUGCCUCCCUCGAUGCCACAGAAGCUCUACCUCAGACAUCCAGCCACACCAUCUACGACCUGUCCUACUGCUACAACGGCGCCAUCGGGAUAAUCAUGAACUUUGUGAUCAGCAGCAUCGCGUCCUUCUGCACAGGACCUCUUCUGCCCGGGGAAAUAAGGUCCGAUUUGGUUCACCCGCCUUGCUCAAAGCUCUACCGCCGCCUCUGCUCCCGUCUCGGACUCCGACUUGAAGACAACAGCGAGAAAGGAUUCGCCGAGAAGGAAGUUACCAUCUCCAUGUUACCUGCGAAAUGAUUUGAUGCACCAAAGUCUUUCCAUUAGUAAGCGUAGAUAGUAGUAAAAAAAAGGACAGUUUCUUUCAUGAAAUCGCAAUCAAUGCACUAUUUUCUGUGCAAUGCGAUCUCUGUAAGCAAGACAGGAGAGAGUUAUAUGUUUAUGAGCACAAACACAGUAGCGAUUUAUUUUCAUUUCUAAUUGUGGCUGUUUUGCUUUUUAUAUAUACUCAUAUUGGGACACUUUGGACGCCUUCGGGUACGGUCUGUGAUUCUUGGAGGCGAUGGUGAAAUGAGGCUACAAGCCGUUGACAAAUUUGUCUGUCAUUCAGCUAAUUCGAUUUGCUUUGCCAGUAGAGAAAUAUAAUAUUCUUUUUUUCUUUUGUAGAUACUACUGAUGUGAUUUUUGUCACACGGUGUUAUGUAAGUUGACAUAUAUAUAUGCUUUGUUUCAAUAAUUCACCAUUUUGCAGUUAGUUAUUGCAAUCACAUGUAGCUGAAAAUGUGCCUUCUUAUGUACCUUGCAUUUUUGCUUGCCAGUAUCCUUCACUUACCUUGCACUUGUGUUUGGAAAAUUCACCUGCACCAAGACACUCCUCCCAUUCCCAACUGCACAGGAAAUGCUUGGGCAUUCUGCAGCCCACCAGUGAUCACCUUUGCAGACAUCAUCCGGCGGCAACUCGGAACUUGCCGCAGAUCUAUUCAUUUUUAAAACAGCAGCUGGAGACUGCUGCUUUAGAUGGAGAUGGCUGUCAAUCCUAAUUGGCCACUAGCCAGACUAGGUCUCAGUCACCCCUGACCUAUCUUAGCAAAAGUCUAUGCUCCUAGCGGCCUGUGAGCCUGGCUAUCCAUUGCCUGGAGCAGGGGCUCCGGCCGCCCCUCCUCACGCCUCUCUGGAAGACCCAGCACCCAUCUCCAGCUGUUCUAACUGCCAUUGCCUCAUACUCGUUCAAUAAAUUCAUAAACCAUUAA
Molecule: messenger RNA, 1704 nt
Organism: Penaeus vannamei (Pacific white shrimp)
Lineage: Eukaryota; Metazoa; Arthropoda; Malacostraca; Decapoda; Penaeidae
Product: sodium-coupled monocarboxylate transporter 1
Biological process (GO): transmembrane transport; sodium ion transport
Cellular component (GO): membrane
Molecular function (GO): symporter activity
Source: RefSeq, a predicted model, not a curated record